Molecule: messenger RNA, 93 nt
Organism: Lactuca saligna
Lineage: Eukaryota; Viridiplantae; Streptophyta; Magnoliopsida; Asterales; Asteraceae
Source: the annotation of a GenBank genome assembly
GUUGCUAGGCUUCUGAUGGACACAUCUGUGGCACAAUUUUAUCCUACAAUAUUUGUUCUUGGUGCUGAUAUAAUGGACAUGCUUGGUGAUAUG